Lymnaea stagnalis (great pond snail) is the source of this 5699-nucleotide messenger RNA. The record is from the annotation of a GenBank genome assembly. Lineage: Eukaryota; Metazoa; Mollusca; Gastropoda; Lymnaeidae.
ACACAAUUUACUAAUCAAAACAAAAUAAUAAAGGGUCCUUCCGAUCCGAUCAUUUAAGCAGCUAAUAAACAUCUCGUUUAAACACUCAAAAGUCAUACGUUACCAUUCAGUUUUCAAGAAUAUUUGGACCACGUACUUUUUAUAAUUAAAUUAGGCUAUAUGAUCGAAUAUUUCUUUGAUAGUUCCUACAAAUAAUAUAUAUUCAAGCAAAUUCAGCUAGCAGCUGGACUUUGUAGUGGCUGCUGUGCCUUUUGACUUUGAUUUGGUACCCAUGAGCUGAAAGAAAUAGCGAAUUUAAAAUUAAUAAUUAAAUGCCAAAUGCUGUUGUGCAGUUGUUGCAAGCCAAACAACGAGGAGGUAUGCAAAGAUAUCACUGAUUUUAAAGAAAUAUACCUGCAUUGUUGGCUAAACUCUCUGCCUGAACUUAAGUUAAGGAUGAAGUGUCCCCUGAAGUGCCAAAGCCAAAACGCAAUGAUUUUGUUUCAAGUCCAAAGGCUGAGGAAUCAUAAACCUUACUUGCACAAUGAUGAUGGAGAUGUUUUCCCCCAAUCCUUAAAGUUGCGCAUUCUAUAGCUGAGCUAUUAUAAGUCAAAUUCAUGGAAAGAUCAAAGAAGAAUUUCUAAAAUAAUAUUUAGUCCUAGAGAUUUACUUAAACCUUACUACUUACUAUAGCCCAAGGCUUUAUUGAAAUUAACAAUGGCUUUAAUUAUAUAUUAUAAGUUAUAAGCCUAGUAGUAUUGAUAUUACAUACAUUGCAGAUGACCAAUACAAAUGUUCUACUAACAAUUUUCAAAGUCAAGAUUGUUAUAUCAUAGCCAUUGCAUAAAUAAAAUAAAUAUAUAUAAAAGACUUUACAAAAGCCCAAUGUAUUUAUUAUAAUAUAGUGCUGAUCUAAAGAUAAAGAUGCAUUAUCAUUACGUUAUAUGAUGAAAUUUAACAUGAACUCUGAAGAAUCAUGAAAUAGAACAAUGAAAUCAAUCUUCUUUGAAAUUGAGUUUGAUGCAAAGCCUUUCAGAACAGUGCAGUUUAAAUGCCUAGUACUCAAAUUAUAUUUCAAGCAUUUCAAGACCUACCCAACAAAUGUCUGAUGAUCAUUAAUUCUCUGGAAUCAGAAGUCCUAUAUUAUUAAUAGGCACUCAUAAAAGCUAACUGGAACUCAAUAUUUUGAAAAUUCUGCAGUCUUGCUUUCCUGCAAAUUCAUUUGGAAGAUUCAUUUUAAACCAUGCCCAAAUAUGUAAUUUCAGCCGUUAUUUAAAAAAAAUUGUUCCCUCUCUUUUAUUUUCUGAAUUAGAGAGUUCUUGUUUUCUUCUGUUUUUGUGUACAUUAUUUCAAAAAAUUUGUAAGAUGUAACUGUUAUAAAAUAUAGUGUCAAGAUUAAUACAUUUUUGGAUUAAGAUUGUAUUUUAAAAAGUCAGUGCAAAAUUUAAGCCGGUGAUUGAAUAUAAUGCAUAUAAUUUUAUAUUUGAAUGAAAAUGUGAUUUCCUUUUACAGUAACUUGUAUAGAAGGAAUGAAGAAAAGAAUAUGAGCUCAGAAACUAUAAAAUGUAUUUGAUGCCUAUCAAAGGAAUGAUUCUGCAUUUAUCCUCCCUAACCCUUUUCUCCAUUUUUUCAAAAGUCCUGAUUUCUUUAUAUUCAUUCCUAAUUAUUCUCUAGAUCCAAGACAAAGGACACAGCAGUGGUAGCUCCCAAGGCAGUUUUCAUAGGACAGAAAGUUACAGCCGUGUCAUGGGGAAUUCUAAUCUCAAACAGCACAUUGAAACAGCCCAAAAGACAGGUGUAUGUCAACUUCGGCACCUAAAUUUAAAAGAGGUACAUUAUUUGGUUUUAUCUCUCAGCCCAAACUUUGUUUUUUAAAGGUUUUUAAAUUUUUGUGACUGCAUGCUACUGGCAUCAACAUCAAAGUUUUUUCAAUCUAUUUUCUGUUGCAAGCUCUGCUCCAUCUCUUUCCAUGUUUAUGAGAAUAGGAGCAUUGGUUUGUCAUAAAGUUCUUUAAAAAUAUUUUUAUGGCAGCUGAUCCUUCCAUUUGUUAUUUUUAGAUAUAUUUAGACACAUAUUCUACAAACAUCCACUAAGAAUUGAACUAAAAAUGAUUUAAACAAAUAUUAAAUUUUAUAUGUUGUGAAAUCAUUAGUAUCCCUUUAUGUAAGAGUAAAUAUCUGGGAAGCAUCAUCGUUUACAAUGUUGAGACAUUAUUAGACGAGCGACUCUAUGCAGUAAGUGCAAACUAUAACUAUAAGACCUUUCUGAGUAGUGUUUGUUUAUUUACAUUUACAGGUUCCAGAAGAGCUCCAAAAGCUAUCCAAGAAUUUACGCACAGUUGAUCUUUCUGACAAUAAAAUUCUGCAACUACCACCAUGGUUUGUGACACUUGCAAGUCUGAAAAAUUUUACUCUAAACAAUACAAAAAUAGGCAAGUUUUAUACUGUAAGGCAAAAUUUAAAAGAAUUAUAAUAAAUUCCGAACAAAUGUUUUUGAUUGCUAUUUCGUGACAAAAGCUGGAGCAAAAUAAUAUGUGGACUGUUUCUUGUCUUAUCACAAGUUAUAGUAAUUUUUAUCACUGUAUUUUGUUGUUUUAAAAACUUAAAAUGUCACAUCAGUUAAUUUAAAUGGAUGUCCCAAUGUACUAAGGGGCCAUCCAUAUAUUAUAAAUGCACUUGGGUGUUGUUGAUUUUGGAGAUUUUUUUUAUGCAUGCUUAUGGCGAGAUGGAGGGUCUCAGCAGAAAGUGUGUAAAUUUAUUAACAAAAUUCUGCAAUAAUAUAUUUUCAAAUUAUGACAGUCCAUAAAUAGCAUAUUUAUAUCUCUAAUGCUGUAAAAAUAUCACUCAUGUUUUGUAGGCGUUAUCACCAUAGUGUUGCCUUAUGUUUCCACAUAAGAACUCGCUUAGAUAUCGCUCUAAUAUAACUCUGCACUAGUAGUAUUACAGUAAUAGAUAGUCCACCGCAUGCUCAACAUAUGAGUGAAGCAUUUUACUUGGCCUUGCCAGCGGUUCCUAAAAUCUUUCAAUUCCUAGUGCCCUUGUCAAAUUUAAGCUUGCAACAGGCGCGUUCAAUUUUAACAUGUGCACUUCAAAAUAGUGAAUGCAUUUUUAAAAAAAAUAUAUUGUGUGGGGUGAACAUACUUAAAACAUUUAUGCAGGUCACUAAGCCUAAGCUAGUACCUUCAAACAGUAAUAAUUCAAGUGAUUUACUCUUUUCACCAAGCCCGCUAGCUGUCACAAGGGAUUUAAAGGGGACAUUAAAUUAUGAAAAUUGUGUAAGGAUGCUUUGACAACCCAGGGCUGUGCCAAGUGAAAGUUGUGCCCUGGCAGACCAGUAUAAAGUCUAUUUUUGGCACCUCUUGUCUUUGUGAAGUUAAUGGGAUUUCAUAGUUAAAUUCACUAUUAAGGUCCAGAUAAAGAUGAUGAUUUUGGUGCCGUUGUCAUGGCCCUGCCAAAGGGCAAUGUGGCUCACAGGGUGACACAGCGCAUAUUUUGGGAAUCACUGGGCUCUCCAAACAGUCAAUGGUGAAAACAUGUAACACAUAAUUGUCUAUAAAUAAAAUGAUUUGGUUGGUGUUUUGUAUUUGUUGUUGUAAAGUAAGUUUGCAAAGGAGGGGGGGGGGGUGGUGGUUCGGGGGUGUCCCCCGAAAUUUGCAUUUUUUGCUAUAUGGAUGACCUCUAGAUAAUUCUUGAUUUGUUGGGGACAAGUAAAAUGGUAUAUUUUUAUUUACUUUUAAGUGUAAAGAUUUAAAAAUACAAAAAUUUUAAACUUCUGUUUACAUUUUUGGCUUAAGUUUGUCAAAUUUGACAUCAUUGUUUAAGCCUCCAAAUGUCAUUCAAAUUUUUCAGCUGAAUUACCUGAGGAUUUUGGCAAGUUGAAGAAGUUAGAAGUGAUUAGCUUAAGUGGCAACUCCCUGACACACCUACCUCGAUCCUUUUCAAAUCUGACCAACCUCAAGACAUUGACCUUGUCUGGAAAUCAUUUUAAAACAUUUCCCCCUGAGCUACUAGUGCUACCCCAGCUAGAUGUUGUUGAUCUCUCACAAAACUCCAUCACAGAAUUGCCAUUUGAGAUGUCAGGCUUGCAAGCCGUGGAACUUAAUUUGAAUCAGAAUCAGGUCAAUGUCUCUAAUAUUGAAAACUAUUAAUAUAAGCUGAACCCUUUUUUUUUUUUACAUUUGCUUCUAAUUAUAUACUAUAGUAAACUAAAUGUGUUAAUCAGUAUUGUAAAAUUCUAUUUAAUCUGGUAUAAGACUGGUAAAAUUUCAGUUCCCACAUAAAAAUUUCUAGUAAAGUUUUAAGUGAUUUAGUCUCAGAUAAAAUAUUUAAGAAAAGCCAUGGUUAAUUAUAUCAAAUAACUGUUUCAGGCGCAUGACACAAUUCGCAAUCUAUUGAAAAGAUUUUUUAAAGUAAUUCGUAAUUUACCUGAUUUUGGGUUAAUAUUUAUGUAUUCAGCUGGAAAUAAUAUCUUCUUUAAAUCAUUAUUGGUUUAUAUAUUCAGAUGGAAAUUAUGAACUAAUUCUAGAAAUAUUCCAUUUUCACAAAUAUUGUAGGUGUCCCGAAUGCCUGAAUCUAUUGCAAGAUGUCCAAGGCUGAAAGUUUUGAGGAUGGAAGAGAACUGUUUAGAAAUUUCUGCAUUCACUCCCGACAUUAUGAAAACUUCAAAAAUCAGUCUUUUCGCUGUGGAGGGCAAUAUGUUUGACAUGAAAAUGUUUCACCAACUUGAUGGUUAUGAUGAAGUAACUAUUAUCUUUUAUUUUUUAUCUCAUGUGUUGGCUCUGACUAAAGUCAAAAUAUUAUUAAUUUCAGAAAUAAAUCCUUAGAUGUAUGAUAGUUUAUAAAAUGCUUUUAUAUUAUUUUGAAAUCUUUGUCCACAAUAUAUUUUUGUCAACUAUUGUGCACUGAUUAGGAGAAAUUUAAACUAAAUGUUCUUUCUUAACUGAUGAGGAAAAAAUAUUAAAGUAAAAUUAUGUGAACAAAUUAUCCUGACACUGUUUUUAUUUGUAAUUGUUUAAAUUUCUCAAUUUUUCUUUCAGUAUAUGGAAAGAUUUACUGCGACCAAGAAGAAAAUUAACUAAUUAAAUUCAUCAUUAUUUAUGACAAUUGAUGGAAGGCUUCCAAAGCUGUCGUAUGUUUUAAUUAACUGAUGGGCUAUAACGGCAGACCAUUUUUUCAUGAACUCUUGUUGACAUUGCUUCUAUGGCCUUUUAACAAGUGAUGGAUAACCUCUCGAUGUCACUGAGGGAGCUGGACUUACAAUUUGUUUAUUCAAACAUUGCAAAAAUAGAUUUGUUUAUUAUACUCUAGACUCGUCUGUUACCCAGCAUGUGUGAAUGAGAAAAAGUUUACCAGGUUGUCAUGGUAUUUUAGCAUUUUGGACACUGUCCAGUAGAGAUGCAUUCAGCCUGUAUGAUGUUAGGCACUGGAGUCUACCGUCUGUAACGUUUUAAAAAAUAUGCACACAUAUUGGCACUGCUUUCUUUCAUUGCUCUUAAAUUUGUCCUUUACUUGCAGCUUAUCUUUUCUUGUAAAUCAAUUUAUUUUGUUCUAUCCUCUAUUGUAAUUCUGUUGUCACUUCAUAAUAUUACAGAAUCAGUAUUUUUGGCUUUUCUUGUAUUCAUUUGUAUAUUUUCUCUGUUCAUAGAAAAAACUUCUAGACUUAAUCAAAAUAAUCUAUUUAAAUUUAACUUACUCAUCUUUCUAGAAUAAUAAUUUAAAAAA